Messenger RNA from Galeopterus variegatus (Sunda flying lemur), 1021 nucleotides. It is a transcript of the gene PPP1R1C, whose product is annotated as protein phosphatase 1, regulatory (inhibitor) subunit 1C. The record is from RefSeq and is a predicted model, not a curated record. NCBI's taxonomy places the organism in Eukaryota, Metazoa, Chordata, Mammalia, Dermoptera, Cynocephalidae. The transcript has 5 exons. The coding region runs from base 291 to 620 and encodes 109 amino acids. Gene Ontology annotation, molecular function: protein phosphatase inhibitor activity. Gene Ontology annotation, cellular component: cytoplasm. Gene Ontology annotation, biological process: intracellular signal transduction.
GUAUUCGUGAAGAGGCACAGAAUUAGCUUAUUGUUCCUUUCUGUAUUGUGCUGAGAGGAUCCAAGGGAUUGGUGGGGAGACAGGCAAGCCAGGCAUCACUGUGGAUGUUGAGGAAGGGAGUCACUCAGACUUCAGCAUCUUCAUUCACUUGCUCGCUCUGGAAUUAGAGCUAUUUAUUACGAAGCACUUUGUGGGCUUGGUGGAGUGUGCCUGAGGAAAAACAUCCCGGACAGCACUUGGGUUAAAUCUUUCCAAGCUCCUCACAUCUCUGACUAAUUCUCAUCAUUAUCAUGGAGCCCAACAGUCCCAAAAAGAUACAAUUUGCGGUGCCUUUAUUCCAGAGUCAGAUUGCACCUGAAGCAGCAGAGCAGAUCAGGAAAAGAAGACCUACACCAGCAUCACUUGUGAUUCUCAAUGAACAUAACCCUCCAGAAAUGAAUGAUAAGACGGUGACCAACACACAAGCAGAAUCACAGAAUGCAUCUCCUAAGCAAAGGAAGCAAAGCGUGUACACACCACCCCCCAUGAAAGGGGUUAAGCAUCUGAAAGGCCAAAGUGAAUCAGCAUUCCCUGAAGAAGAAGAAGGUGUAAAUGAAAGAGAGGAGCAGUGGGACCACUAAUUACCAGUCUGCAGCAAGAAGGCUUCUCGGGAAUAACUGAACAUUAAUUUUUCUGAAUGUCUCAUGAAAUUCCACUGCUUGACUUCCAGAAGCAUUCUUCAUCUGUUCACUCCACACUCAUUACAGUAGUAAUACACAUCCUGGGAGCCCUCUUGGACUGAACUUUCCAACUAAGUACAAAUUGUUCCACAUCACUCACAUUUAAAAAAUAAGCAUUUAUUUUACAGUGAUUUUUUCCUUUUUAAAUACAUAGAAAUUUGCAAACGUGACUGUUCUAACUUUAAUACUGCCAGAGCUUAAUCCCUGCUGUCCUACUGAUAUGGUUUGCAUUCUAAGGUCAAAUGUAGAUAACAUCACUUUAAGAAUUAAAAAAAUAAAUAUUAAAUACAUUUAGACAUGAA